AUGCGUACCUUCGUUUUUCUCUUCGCUUGUUUAUCGCUGAUUGCCUCCGCAUGGGGUAACAACUUGAUUCUUGGCAUACGUAUGCCUGGUGAUGUUCUUGUCCAAUCUCGACCCAUCUUUAAGCCACCAGUGCCAGGUGUCAGUCACACAGUCACGAUUGACGUAACUGCACCACCCAACUACGUAAUCUCAUUCAUCAGUGUAAUCAACUUGAAUGCGAAGGUAAUAAAUGUCGUUCCUAUAAAAGGUUAUAUUGGAGGACAGUCGAUCGUCCUGUUGGGCAUUGGAAAACCGGGUUGGCCUCUUCUGAUGAAGGUUACCGCUUACGCUUUUCCUUCUCGAGACGUGAGCAAUUCCACAACAACUAGCACUACUCCUUUACCGACUACAAUUAAAUUAACCACAACUGAACCAACCACCAUUGAACCAACCAGCACUGAACCAUCCAGCACUGGAUCAACCACUACUGAACCAACCAGCACUGAACCAUCCAGCACUGAACCAUCCAGCACUGGAUCAACCGCUACUGAACCAACCAGCACUGGACCAACCAGCACUAAACCAUCCAGCACUGAACCAACCAGCACUAAACCAUCCAGCACUGGAUCAACCGCUACUGAACCAACCAGCACUGAACCAACCAGCACUAAACCAUCCAGCACUGGAUCAACCACUACUGAAACAACUAGUGCUGAACCAAUCAGCGCUGAACCAACCACUUCCGAAUGAACUACCCCUAUACUAAUCAUAUAACCAGCGAGCUAUAACAUCAAACCAACAAAUAUCUCCACAACUGGACCUACUAUUCCAUUUACAUUGGUAUCCUGAUAAAAUAUCUGUACCAAUACUUGCUGCAGUAUGGUGGAAAUGUUCUACAUUGAAUCUUGACACGCGACAAUAAGCGAGACAAUGAAAAUUAGCAGUUAGUUAAUUUUUUAUUAAUGUGUUCCGUACAUUUUCCAACUUCGUGUCAGCCAAGCAAUGUUCGUAUUAACGAUCUGAUAAAAGUGUUUAUAUAACAUUUUAAUAUUCUAUUCCCAGCU
This is a messenger RNA of Bombus pyrosoma, 1043 nucleotides long. RefSeq names its product salivary glue protein Sgs-3-like. The transcript is spliced from 3 exons. Bases 1 to 729 code for a protein of 242 amino acids. The record is from RefSeq and is a predicted model, not a curated record. Lineage: Eukaryota; Metazoa; Arthropoda; Insecta; Hymenoptera; Apidae.